Molecule: messenger RNA, 1046 nt
Organism: Pundamilia nyererei
Lineage: Eukaryota; Metazoa; Chordata; Actinopteri; Cichliformes; Cichlidae
Gene: napab
Product: N-ethylmaleimide-sensitive factor attachment protein, alpha b
Exons: 12
Coding region: 108-995 (295 amino acids)
Biological process (GO): intracellular protein transport; synaptic transmission, glutamatergic; regulation of synaptic vesicle priming
Cellular component (GO): vacuolar membrane; synaptobrevin 2-SNAP-25-syntaxin-1a complex; terminal bouton
Molecular function (GO): syntaxin binding; soluble NSF attachment protein activity
Source: RefSeq, a predicted model, not a curated record
CACCAGCAGCAGAAACAGUAGUGCGUCGGUUCUCCGGUGUCACGUGACAGAGGUGACGGUUACUUUGCGGCUGGUGAUGUGACAAGAAACAGACCGAUUGCCUGAAAAUGGAUAACAGCGGAAAAGAAAAGGAAGCAAAUGCUUUGAUGGCCGAGGCUGAAAAGAAAAUGAAAUCGUCUCAGUCAUUUUUUGGAGCGUUGUUUGGUGGCUCCUCAAAGCUGGAAGAAGCCUGUGACAUGUUGGUGAGGGCAGCUAACAUGUACAAAAUGGCCAAGAAUUGGUGUGCUGCAGGAAAUGCAUUCUCCCAAGCUGCUCACCUUCACCUGCAGAUGCAGAGCAAACAUGAUGCAGCAACCAACUUCAUAGAUGCUGGAAAUGCCUUCAAAAAAGCAGAUCCACAAGAGGCAAUUAACUGCCUAAACCGAGCUAUUGAGAUUUACACGGAUAUGGGGCGUUUCACCAUUGCAGCCAAACACCAUAUCAGCAUUGCUGAAAUAUAUGAAACGGAGCUUGUGGACGUUGACAAGGCCAUUGCUCAUUAUGAACAGGCAGCAGAUUACUACAGAGGUGAAGAAUCCACCAGUUCAGCAAACAAGUGCCUUCUGAAAGUAGCAACCUAUGCAGCUCAGCUGGAGCAGUACCAAAAAGCUAUUGAGAUCUACGAACAGGUUGGAACCCAUGCAAUGGACAGUACGCUCCUGAAAUACAGUGCCAAGGAUCACUUUUUCAAAGCUGCGCUUUGUCACUUUUGCGUAGACCAUCUUAAUGCGAAACUUGCUGUGCAGAAGUAUGAAGAAAUGUUUCCCGCCUUUUCAGACUCGAGAGAGUGCAAGCUGUUGAAGAAACUUCUAGAUGCCUGGGAAGAGCAGAAUGUGGAUGCCUAUACUGAUGCAGUGAAGGAAUUUGACACCAUUUCUCGGUUGGACCAGUGGCUCACCACCAUGCUUCUCCGUAUCAAGAAAACCAUACAGGAUGAGGAGAGUGACCUUCGCUGACUUGCCUCUCCUGUUAUUCUUUAAGUCCUAAAAAAAUGACUUGCAUCCUUG